AUGACAACGUUGCAUAUUGGAACGUCAUUUAUCAUGAAGACUUUGAUAGUUAUUGAAGAGAGUAGAUCGCUGCAUUCGACCGAUUCAAUUCGAAGUUCACCUUUGAAGCCAAUUUCACCGAAACCGAAAGGAUAUGACGUUACUGCAACGUCGAAUCUGCAUGUCGAUGUAAUCCGUUCUCAGAUUAACAAUUCAUCAAGAAUGAUUUAUGAUAUACCUGGCGCAAGAAUUCCUGAGCUGCUCCAAUUUAAGCCUUGGAAUUGCGAAAUGUCUUCAGUUGCGAAUCCUAAAACGGGUGAAACGGUACUAGUUGGAGUUUUAGCAGCACCAAUAGGAGCAUAUAUCAUCAGUUUAGUUGAAUCUCGUCGCACUUCUUUUCCCAGCACUUUUUUGUGA
Molecule: messenger RNA, 396 nt
Organism: Loa loa (African eye worm)
Lineage: Eukaryota; Metazoa; Nematoda; Chromadorea; Rhabditida; Onchocercidae
Exons: 4
Coding region: 1-396 (131 amino acids)
Source: RefSeq, a predicted model, not a curated record